Girardinichthys multiradiatus is the source of this 4681-nucleotide messenger RNA. It is a transcript of the gene dgkzb, whose product is annotated as diacylglycerol kinase, zeta b. The record is from RefSeq and is a predicted model, not a curated record. Gene Ontology annotation, biological process: lipid phosphorylation; regulation of synaptic transmission, glutamatergic; diacylglycerol metabolic process. The transcript has 33 exons. NCBI's taxonomy places the organism in Eukaryota, Metazoa, Chordata, Actinopteri, Cyprinodontiformes, Goodeidae. Gene Ontology annotation, molecular function: protein binding; ATP-dependent diacylglycerol kinase activity. The coding region runs from base 69 to 3887 and encodes 1272 amino acids. Gene Ontology annotation, cellular component: nucleus.
UCAGCCUAACUUUCUACACCAACAGCCAUAGAAGCCUUUCUGAGAUCCGCCCCGUCUCUGCGUCCAACAUGGACACCUUUUUCCGUCGUCACUUCAAGAGAAAGGAAGCAGCCCUGCAGGUGGAUACCGAGACCGCCGCCUGCCGUCAGCGGAGGCCCAGCGUGGCUGUCCCCACUAGUAAGGCCCGCCGCAGGUCCAGUGUGGGCCUUCCAUCCUCUGCCUUGAUGCAGCGCCGCCGCUCCACUGUCCAGCAGCCAGCGCUACUGAGCGCAAGUGGGGGCCGCCUGGCAAAGAUUCCCAAACAUGGAAGAAGGGGACACACCCGCCGGCGGUCCAGCACCACCACACCCAGCCUGAACCCGAGGUUUGCUGUGUGCCGGAGAAAGGUGGGGAAGCUGCGGACCAUCGACACUCAUCUGCUGGGGCCAUCCAUGCUGCUGGCCAGCCUCAUCCAGAUGGCUGAGGAAGAGGAGGAUGGGGAGGGAGGCAGCUUGGGGGCUCGGCUUCCAGCAGGUGAACAACAGGUGGAGGUAAGGGACGAAGGCAACAAUAGAGGGACAUCUUCCCACUCUAGCAGCCUCCAAUCAGACGGAGAUGAUGACAGCAGCGAUUACUCGAGCAACAGCCAGUCAGAAGGCAGUCUGCUGUCAGAGGCGGAGGCAGAGCAGCUGCCUGAGGAGGAAGAGGAAGAUGAAAUCCCCACCCCAACCCUCUCUACCUCCACCCUGCAGGUACUGAGGAAGCCCCCUGACAUACUAUCUCCAUCGCGGCCCUUGAUCCGGGCCCCUCGCUGCCUGCGCAGGAAUUCCUCUCAGGUGUUUGCCGGAGACUUGUCUCCAUUCAUCUGCCACCGUGGCUCCAGCUACAGGAAAAAGAGGAAGAUCUCCACCAUCUGCAAGGCUGGGAGCCCCUGGCCUGGCCGAGGCCACCUUCUGCCCAGCCGCAAAUGUUCUGUCUACUACCUCAACCAUCCGGCCUUCUUCAGGGGUCCCGGGGCACUCAGCCCGCUGGGACCCCAUAGCUACGACUCCCGCUUGGAAAGUCUGAGUGCCUUCCUGCUGAAAGCCAUCGCCAAGUCGAGCUUGCAGCACGCCGCGACUCAGCCCAACGUGUCCGGACAAACGGACUAUCUGCAGCCGAACAGCACCGUCGACUGGAGCGAGAACGCCCAGUAUGGAGAACACAUCUGGUUCGAGGCCAGUGUUUCUGGAGACUUCUGCUAUGUUGGAGAGCAGUUCUGCGUCGCCAAGUCUCUGCAAAAGUCUGUGCCAAGGAAGAAAUGUGCUGGAUGUAAGAUAUCGGUACACGUCAUGUGCAUGGAGCAACUGGAGAAGAUUAACUUCAGGUGCAAACCGUCAUUCAGGGAACCGGCAUCUCGAGCCGUCCGAGAGGCCAACGUUGUUCGACAUCACUGGGUCCACAGGAGACGGCAGACUGGGAAGUGCCGGCAGUGUGGGAAGGGCUUCCAGCAGAAGUUUACAUUUCACAGCAAAGAGAUCGUAGCCAUCAGCUGCUCAUGGUGCAAACAGGCGUAUCACAACAAGGUGUCGUGCUUUAUGCUGCAGCAGAUAGAGGAGUGCUGCUCUCUGGGAGCUCAUGCUGCCGUCAUCAUCCCUCCCACAUGGAUCAUCAGAGUCCGCAAACCGCAGACAUCUCUGAAAUCCAGUAAAAAGAAGAAAAGGACGUCACUUAAGUGCAACAAGUCAACCAAGAAGGGAGCAGAGGUCCAAGAUGGCCGCUGGAAGCCAUUCCUGGUCAAGCCCCUCCCCUCCCAGCUCAUGAAGCCCCUACUGGUGUUUGUUAAUCCGAAGAGUGGCGGGAAUCAGGGAGCAAAGAUCAUCCAGUCGUUCAUGUGGUACCUGAACCCUCGGCAGGUGUUUGACCUCACGAAAGGAGGACCCAGAGAAGGGCUGGAACUGUACUCCAAAGUUCCCAACCUGAGGAUCCUGGCCUGUGGCGGUGACGGCACCGUGGGAUGGAUCCUGUCUGUGUUGGACGAGUUGAAACUCCGCCCCCAGCCUCCGGUCGCCAUCCUUCCUCUGGGGACGGGCAAUGACCUGGCCAGGACUCUGAACUGGGGAGGGGGCUACACUGACGAGCCCAUCACAAAGAUCCUGUCACACGUUGAGGACGGGAACAUCGUCCAGCUGGAUCGAUGGAACCUGAAUGUGGAGGCUAACCCCGAGGCUCGACCCGAGGAGAGAGACGAACACCAGACUGACAAACUUCCGAUUGACGUCUUCAACAACUACUUCAGUCUCGGUUUCGACGCUCAUGUCACACUGGGCUUCCAUGAAUCCAGAGAGGCCAACCCAGAGAAGUUCAACAGCCGCUUCAGGAAUAAGAUGUUCUACGCUGGGACGGCCUUCUCGGACUUCCUGAGCGGCAGCUCCAAAGACUUGGCCAAACACAUCAGAGUGGUGUGUGACAACACUGAUCUGACAGCCAAGGUCCAGGAAAUGAAGCUGCAGUGCCUCCUCUUCCUCAACAUUCCCAGGUACUGUGCCGGCACCACACCGUGGGGGAACCCCAGCGAGAGUCAAGACUUCGAACCUCAGCGUCAUGACGACGGCUGCAUCGAGGUCAUCGGCUUCACCAUGACUUCUUUGGCAACACUGCAGGUGGGUGGUCACGGCGAGCGUCUUCACCAGUGUAAAGAGGUGACCCUCACCACCUUCAAGUCCAUCCCCAUGCAGGUGGAUGGCGAGCCUUGCAAGCUGGCACCUUCUAUCAUCCGGAUCAACCUACGGAACCAGGCUAACAUGGUCCAGAAGGCUAAGAGAAGGAUCUCAAUGCCGCAUCUGAAUGACCAACAGCCAGUUCCUGAGAAGCUGCAGAUCAGGGUGAACCGGAUCACCAUGGCGGCAUACGAGGCUCUGCAUUACGACAAGGACCAGCUGAAAGAGGCCUCGACGCCACUGGGAGUCAUCAUUGUCCCUGGCGACAGCGACUUAGAGAUGUGCCGGCUGCACAUCGAGCGUCUCCAGGACAACCAGGACCAGGACCUAGAACAGGACGGAGAUGAGAUGAAAGGAGAGAGUCUGUCCUCACAAAAGCUCUCCAUCAGCUGGUGUUUCCUGGAUUGUACGACUGCAGAUCGGUUCUACAGGAUCGACCGGGCUCAGGAGCACCUGAACUAUGUGACGGAGAUCUCUCAGGAGGAGCUCUACAUCCUGGACCCGGAGCUGGUGGUGAAGGAGACAGUGGGCACCUCCCCCAGUAUGCCGGACGAGUUCUCCUUCCCCUGCUCCCCCUCUUCACCCACCUCUCCCAGGGCGAGGGACGGGCAGAGGAAGAGGAUUUCCAGCGACAGCUCGGUGUCAGAGGUUUUGACUCAGAGCUCGUCUAAAACUACUCUGCAAAGGAGAGGAGCAAAGAUAAUCAGUGUUGAUCGCGCCAUUAGGACCGUGACUGAUUUCAGACCUGCUGUUAGAACUUCCGCUGCUACCUCACAGGACCCUGAAAAAGAUGCAGAGCUGAUCAACUGCGUAAAGAACGAGAACCUGAGCAGGAUGACGGAACUCCACCAGCAGGGGGCGGACCUGGCGCUGCAGGAUGCAGAUGGCUGCACGCUGCUGCAUCACGCCGUCCAGAUCGGCAGCAAAGACAUCGUCAAGUACCUCAUAGAGAACGUUCCCACCUCCUACCUGGACCUCACAGAGACGGAGACAGGAGAGACGGCGCUCCAUAAAGCCGCCACCCUCUGUCAGAGGAGCAUCUGUCACUUCCUGGUGGAGGCGGGGGCUUCGCUCAUGAAGACGGACUUGCAGGGUGACACACCCAAACAUCGUGCCGCCAAGGCCAAUGAUCAGGAACUGGCCAACUACCUGGAGAACUGCCAACAUUACCAGAUGAUCCAGAGAGAGGACCAGGAGACAGCAGUGUGACUGGACACUUUUCUCUGACCAGUUCUGUUGGUUUUUUUUUUAUUCUCGUUGUUCUCCACAGAGUCCAGUCUGUCGGAAUGUAAACAGAUCAGAUUCUUUCUGCUGUCGGUGGCGGAGAGGACAGGUUUUUUUGUGCUUUAACUGAUGAGAGACGAGACGUCUUGAUGAAUCCAGUUUCUAGUUGCCUGAAAACGCCUGAAGAAGCCUCUGUGCAGUGGCUGACCUGAGCAACACAAGGCUUGUGGACACUAAAACUAAUUCAAAAUUGUUUUUAUUUUGGGGUCACAAAGAUGUGCAUAGACAGUGACGCAGCUGCUGGUGACCAACAGUGACAGCAUUCAUGUUUCUACAGCUUUCAUAUCCAAUAAAGCAACAUUUGUCUUCUGUUAAGCUUCUAGUGACAUUUUGGAUGUUCACGGCAGACAAAUAAAUAUUUAAAUAUUUAAUGUAGACAGUGAUGAAUUUAAAUAUUUAUGAUCAAACUGUAGAGAUAAACUCACUUUGCCUGUAAUCCGAGUAUUUUGAUGUUUUACUUGUCUGUUACAAAGGUUUAAAGCCAAAGGCAGUAGGGCGCUUUCGUUUUGAUGUCUGUGGACUGUAAAUACUCGCGACGCCUGUUAGUUCAUCAAAGAGAAGCUGAAGCCAGGUUCUACAAAAGCAGCAGAGCCUGUUCGAUUAUAACAAGCUUCAACGUCGGUCAGGAGAUUGUUGUCACUGUAUGAUAUUCAUGUAAGAAUUGUUUGGUUUCAUCAUUUCUGUGUGACCUGCAAUAAAGCAUGUCAGUAACAAAACUA